Molecule: messenger RNA, 409 nt
Organism: Dermochelys coriacea (leatherback sea turtle)
Lineage: Eukaryota; Metazoa; Chordata; Testudines; Dermochelyidae
Product: keratin, type II cuticular Hb2-like
Exons: 2
Coding region: 2-409 (135 amino acids)
Biological process (GO): intermediate filament organization; keratinization
Cellular component (GO): keratin filament
Molecular function (GO): structural constituent of skin epidermis
Source: RefSeq, a predicted model, not a curated record
CAUGCUCCAUCCCUCAGAUGGCAAAGUGGUCGUGAAUUUACUCCAAGGAGCAUACCUCAGCCUGAUUAGUUUUUCAGACCAAAUCCAAAAUGUGAGCAUUCAAUUUGUAACAAAUGAGAGGCCGUCAGAAAAAGAGUCUCUUAAAGUGAGUCACACGGAGUGCAGUUAUCUCCUGCCUCUGCAGCGAUGCAAACUGGAAGGAGCCAUAGCAGAAGCCGAGAAACAGGGAGAGAUGGCUCUCAAAGAUGCAAAGUGUAAACUGGCCGACCUGGAGGCUGCACUGACGAAAGCCAAGCAGGACCUGGCUUGCCAACUGCGGGAGUACCAGGAGCUGACGAACGUCAAGCUGGCCUUGGAUAUCGAGAUUGCCACCUACAGGAAGCUGCUGGAAGGAGAGGAGAGCCGGUAG